Messenger RNA from Aspergillus ibericus CBS 121593, 623 nucleotides. RefSeq lists its product as uncharacterized. The record is from RefSeq and is a predicted model, not a curated record. NCBI's taxonomy places the organism in Eukaryota, Fungi, Ascomycota, Eurotiomycetes, Eurotiales, Aspergillaceae. The transcript has a single exon. The coding region runs from base 134 to 421 and encodes 95 amino acids.
CCGACCUCUUCGAACCCCUAAGCGACCUGUACGUCCCAACCCCAUCCCAACCACCCCCUGUACCCAAACCUAACAGCUCACUCCCACCCACAGAGCAACCCAAACCUUCUCCCUACCCACCUACAUCCCCACAAUGCCCGCCUCCAUCGAGUCCGUGCUCAUCACAGCCGUCCCGACAUCCUUCCUCUCUGAGAUCUCCAACCCGACAGCCUGGUCGUCCGUCACUAGUGAGUGGAGGGACGGACACUUUCCUUCCUGGUAUAGUAGCCUCAAUAGCGAUGUGAAGUCGUAUCUUUCUACGAGGUUUGAUCAUGCCUCCCCGUCGACGUCGACCUCACAUGGUGGGGCGUCUGCGCCGACGGGGAUGGCGGCGGGUGUGAUGGGUGCGGCGGGGAUUUUGGGGUUGGCGAUUGCGUUGUAGGUGUUGGGGAGGGUGUUGUGUAUAGUAUGUGGUGAGUGGGGGUUGUUGGGGAGGUGUAUGAUGUGGUAUGGUUGAUAUGAUAUAGAUGUUAUGCUGGUCUAGACUUUGUGUUAUGGAUUUGGAUGAUGGGGAGGAUGAGGUAUUCGGUGGAUUGAUAUGGGAUUUAGAGUGUUCUGCAUGAACAUGUUAGUAAGAGGUUGUU